AUGACUGGUUUUGUGGUCCAUGAAAGACUAACCCAGGCCGCUGUGUUCUUGUGCAGAGACAUCGCAACAGACCGAGAUGCGCUGCAGGAGAUGUGCAUCACUCACGUCCUCAACGCUGCAGCCCCAAAGAAGGACCUGAAGUAUUACUUGGGAACAUUUAAUGAUGAAGACAUAGUAGGAUCGGUCAAUACAAGGUCCAGAUAUUACAGAGGCUUGCCUACAGCGGACAGACGCUGUUCUGACAUCAGCGAGUACUUCGUGCCAGCUGCCAAAUUCAUUGACAAGGCCCUGGAUAAGCGAGCGAGUAAGGUGCUGCUUUGCUGCAAGCAGGGUGUCGAGCACUCGGCGACUCUGUUUCUGGCGUGUCUGAUGAUCUGCCAUGACAUGAUGGUGGAGGAGGCUAUUGAUCACGUCAUGAAGUCGAGACGCAUCAGGCCCUCCAGAGACGUCCUGAAGAAGCUGAUGCUACUGACCUUGUGCAGCAGAGAAAACUAAAGCUGCAGGAC
This is a messenger RNA of Sinocyclocheilus rhinocerous, 506 nucleotides long. Its product is annotated as dual specificity phosphatase DUPD1-like. Gene Ontology annotation, molecular function: protein tyrosine/serine/threonine phosphatase activity; MAP kinase phosphatase activity. The coding region runs from base 1 to 495 and encodes 164 amino acids. Gene Ontology annotation, cellular component: cytoplasm. The transcript has 2 exons. Lineage: Eukaryota; Metazoa; Chordata; Actinopteri; Cypriniformes; Cyprinidae. The record is from RefSeq and is a predicted model, not a curated record. Gene Ontology annotation, biological process: protein dephosphorylation; negative regulation of MAPK cascade.